Molecule: messenger RNA, 2762 nt
Organism: Panonychus citri (citrus red mite)
Lineage: Eukaryota; Metazoa; Arthropoda; Arachnida; Trombidiformes; Tetranychidae
Product: cuticle protein 14-like
Exons: 4
Coding region: 115-714 (199 amino acids)
Cellular component (GO): chitin-based extracellular matrix
Molecular function (GO): structural constituent of chitin-based larval cuticle
Source: RefSeq, a predicted model, not a curated record
GGACAAUUUAGAAAUCACAAUUUCAACUUUCACCAAUCAAACAACAACAACAACAACAACAAUUAACCAAACAGUUUUAAAGUUUUUAGUGUUAACCGUUAAUCCACAAUAAUAAUGACAAAGAUUAUUUAUUUAGCUGCUUCACUCUUAAUUGUUGGAGUAAUUUCCAGUGCUCAAGCUAAAGGAUGGUCGCAUGGCCAUGGACAUGGUCAUCAUGGUGGUCACUCAAACACCUACAGAAAGCAAGAUGCUUGGGGUAAUUACAAGUUCGGUUAUGAUAUUGCCGAUGGAUGGGGAGCUAAAAAUUCACGACACGAAGAAGGUGACGCCUGGGGCAACAAACACGGAGAAUACACUUUGAAAGAUGUUGAUGGUCGAGAGCGAAAGGUUCAAUAUGUUGCCGAUAAGAAAGGUUUCCGUGCGAAAAUCAAGACCAACGAACCUGGAACUGGUUCAGUUGACGCUGCUGAUGCUAUUUACAAUGGUGCUGAUCCUCAUGGACACAGUCACACUCAUGUUCCAUCAGGAUGGAAGGGUGGUCACCAUGGAUGGGGACACCAUGACUCUCACCACGAUUCCCACCAUGGUCAUCAUGGUCAUCACGAUCAUGGUCAUCAUGGACACCACGGACACCAUGGUUGGGGUCAUCAUGAUUCUCACCAUGAUUCUCAUCACGGACAUCACGGUCAUCAUGGUCAUCAUGGUCAUCAUUAAGUAUCCUGAAUUCAUCGCCUCCAUUUCCAGAAUAACAAAACCAAAAAUCAGUAUCAUCCAACCAUUAAAUUGUUAACCAUUAAAUUAAUCAACUCUCAUCCAAUUAAUUGUUGUACUUUUCCUAUUUCGUUUUCUAAUGUAAAAAUGAAACAACAAGAGAUUUUAUAUAAAAAAAAACAUGUACAGUUUAGUUAAAUUAUUUGUGUUGAUUUGAUUGUUUACCUGAAAUUUCAAAAAAAAACCACAAAUUGACAGAUUUAAACAAUCAAAUUAAAAAAAAUCAGUUAGACUUUUUUUUUCUUUCUAUCAACAUAAAAUUAAUUUAAAAAUAAAAACCUAAUAAUUUCAAUUGCCAUCAUUUGUUAUUUACCUUGUUAUUAAUUUUGAUGAUGAUGAGUUGAUUAUUUGCUGAUUGUGAUUGGCUGUUGAUCAACAGUUGAAAUUAAAUUAAAUGCAAGAUCAUUCGCCAUAAAGUAAUCAUUAAAAUGAUUGUAAUCCAACAGUUAACAACAAUUAGAAUUGAUCAUUUGUUUUGACUUUGAGUUAGUCUUUGAAUUAUUGAGGUUGUGAUAAUAUUGUUUUCCAGAAUUAAUUUGAUUCAAUUUUAUAUAGAUAAUUUUCUUUUUUGAUUGUGAUCCCAAAGAGUUAAUUAAGUUAUGGGUGUUCCACUUAUCUCGGAAACCAAUAAGAAUAAGGAAUUGUUAUUGGAAAUUGAUUCUAUUGUGCCGGACACUAAUGGUCAUCAUCUUGCAGAUAUUUCCUUGUCUUCCAAUGAUUCUUUGAGCCGAAGUCGGAGAAGAUGGAAGUUGAUUAAGAUAAUCAGUAAAAUGAAUCCUUCUUUCCAAGGUAAAUCGAAGAAAUUAAUUUUCUACCAAUCACUUAGUGCGAUUCUUUCAAUGAUAUUAACUGGAAUCAUGAUCUAUUGGUUGGUAAAGUUACAAUCGACAUCAAAUUCAUCUGAAUUGUUGCCAUCAUCUUCAUUCCUUGUUUCAUCUCAAUCUCAAUCUUCAUCAUCAUCUUCAUUAUCACCAUCAUCAUCUACACAAUCACCGCCAUCAAAACCGGAACCUACGAUAACUUUAGGAUGGCCUGGAAAUUAUGAUCCCGCUGAUUACGAAACAUUCAGUGUAAUGGAUAAUCCAGUUCUCAGAUUAACGGAGAAUUCAAAUAAUACCAAUGGUAAUGAUGAUGUUGAGACUUUAAAGGUUACUGAUUCGAUUUCCGAUAAAUCAGGUGAAGAUGGUGAAGAGAAAAGCGAAGAUGAAGACAAUUCAUUGAGAAAAUUUCCACCACCAUUACCUUUUCCACCUUUUCAAUCAUUUCCAUCGAAUUGGUUUCAAGGUCCAUUUAAUGGGCCACUUUUUUUACCUCCUUUUUUCCCACCUUCUUCUCCUCCUUCACAACCGCCAUUCCAAAUGAUGGAUCCAUUUGAAUCAGAUGAAUCAUCAAAUCCGAUUGCCGAUCAAUUUUUUGAUCAUUUUACACCACCGACCUUCAAUUUGGCCAAAAUUAAAUCAUCGGCACAAAAAUUACAUGCAUCCGCUGUUGGAGCAUUAGAUGAAUUGAUGAAAAAGCUCAAGGGCAGCGGCUCUUUGGUUGACUUUCUAGUGACCAAUAAUGAAGAUGAACAAAUGGAUCCCGAACUGGUAGUCCGAUCGGAAGAUGAUCAAGAUCAAGCAUCCGAUUUAAUGGAAACUUUCAAUGAUACCGAUCAGCUCGAUGAUACAGUUGAUAAUCUGUUCAAUUUGAUUAAGAAAAUUGUCUUUUAAUCAAACCAGCAAAAGAAAACCACACCCAUGAAAUCCUAAUUGGGCUAAUAAUCAUCACCGUUACAAUUUACAUCCAUAGAAAUUGAAUCGAAUUUUUUAUGUUCCAUUUAUAUAUAAAUUUUAAAACAAUCAAUCAUUACCAUUUUUUUUGCUUAUUCGUCGAUACCAAUCGUUGAUUAUUAGUUCCAAUCAAAUUUUGCCAAACCAUUAAGGGAGAUAUAAACACUUAUGAAAAGUCCUGUAGAGAUGAAAACAAAAUAAACUGUUACUCUCAAUGAA